AAACCGAUACGUUCUCAAACUUGCCGUUUAGCGCGAAACUGACCUCGAAGAAAUCAUUAAUAUUUGCCACUGAACGACCUCACAAUUAUGAAAUAAUAGAUAUUAAAUAGUUAUAACAUUUUAUAAUUGAUAUAACAUCUUGUAACAUUUUAUAAUUUAUAUAACUUUUAGUGAUUUUCUAGUCAAUAAUAAAAAAAAUCUUUCGAAGUAGUUGUAUUUAAAAUAAAAAAAAGUGUAACGGAUAGCGUGCGUGAAGUGAAAUAUGUUUAAAAUGAUUGUGAUACCUAUAUUGUUAUUUUUCGUAUAUCGUGUGGAAGGGAAGAUUUUUGAUUUAAAUGAUACGGAGUACAGAAAAAUGCCACCUCUGUUCACGAUGGAUGAGUACCAGGACUGCAUGUUGGAGCCAGGUGGAACAUACUGCGUUGUGGACCUGGAGCUGUUCUCUGAUCAGGAGUCUGACCUCAUGAAGAUGAUCAAUGGUUACUCAGAAGUGACAAAUAAACAUUACAACCACACGCAACUGCACAAAGCCGUAUGCCUCACGCACACAUGCGAAUCAUACAUCGGUCACCGGGACAUCAAAAAUGAAGAUGACGUAUCCGCCAUCUUGGAAAACUGUCUCAACAACACGAUAUGGAAGGAGUACAAGUUACAAGCGAGGGUGCUUGCUCUGAAAGAGUGUCAGAGGGAAGGAGAUAAGGUUACAUACGAUAUUAGUGACUAUUCUGUAGCUGGAGUUAUCUUGGUUUUAAUUAUGCUGAAUUCAUUGGGGACUUUCUAUGACGUCUUUAAGAAACCAGAUACGAAAGGUAACCCAUACAUAAUGUCGUUCUCUCUGUUGCGUAAUUGGCAAAAGUUGGUGGCGCCGAGCGGCGUCGGGCCAGAGCCUAGGCUUAAACGCUUCAAGCUGUUCAACGGACUCAGCGUCAAGAAAUCAGGAUUUGAAUCGACGCAGUUACUAGAGAAGAGCCUGAAGGCAGGAGACGAUCCAUCCAAGCAGAUCCUGUAUAACGGCUCUCUAGUGGUGUCCACGUUCUUCGUGAUGUCGGGAUUUCUACUGGCGUUCAACUUCGAGCUUCACGCCGAGAAACAUAGCAUCAGUUGGUUGGAGUUGCCCAAGGGGAUGAUUUUGCGAUGGUUAAGGUUGACUCCAGCGUAUGCUCUCAUCCUGGGUUUGGUCGCGACCGUGAUGAGGCGCCUGGGUACAGGUCCUCUGUGGAACCAGGUGGUGACCGUGGAGAGCGACGCCUGUCGGCAAUACUGGUGGGCUCAUCUGCUGUACAUCAACAACUACAUCUAUGAUGACAACCAGUGCAUGCCGCAGACCUGGUACUUGGCAGCUGACACGCAGCUCUUCGCUAUAGGGCUGGUCUUUUGCAUAGUUGCGCGGACGCAGCGCGCACGCAAGAUUAUACUAGGCCUGAUGAUGGUGGUUUCCCUGCUGACUCCUGCUCUGCACACGUACUUCGAGGAUCUGAACGCCAUCGUCAGCCAGGGGCCAGAGAUCGUGAAGAGUUUAUACAAGACCGACAACGUAUUCAGGCACGUAUACAUCGCAGCACACACGAACCUUGCUUCUUACACGCUUGGCAUGGGAGGCGGCCUGCUGGCGUACCACUGGCUCACCGAAGGAAAGGACUUUGAACACUUUAAAAAAUACCGGUACUUGCUAUGGCUAACUUUCCCCCUCGAUACGCUGGUGAUCCUCUCCGGGGCCCUUUUCUACGGCGACGCCCGCGCACCUAUGGCACUGCGAGUGUUGUACGCUGCUCUGUAUAAGCCUGUCUUCCAACUGCUGGUCGUCUUCUUUACGAUCUGUAUGAUAUUUAAAUCAGAAAAGGUGUACCGUGGCAUAGUGGAGUGGCGUGGCUUCACUUGGACGGGACGGGUGUCGUACAGUGCGUUUUUAGUGCACACGCUGUUCCUGCGCGCAUUCGCUGGCUCCUUCGUGCAACCCGUGCAUCUCACUGACUACUUUGUGGUAAGAACUCAUCUUCCUCGCGUUGUCCCGGCAUUUUGCCGCGGCUCAUGGGAGCCUGGGAUCCUGUUGACAACUAAUCUACCACUACUUUGUGGUAAGAAUGAACGCAUAAGUGUGAAUUUGGAGGAAGCUCGAACUUUUAUAUUAAAAUUGUAUACAAGGUGACGUUAGACAAGUGCAAUUUAAUGAAAAUUUGUCAUUUUUUGGUGAUUUUUAUGUACCGAUCCAAAUUUAACAUAGGUACCUAAAGUUACACCAAGAUAAGUCUGCAACAAUUUUUAUAGCACACGCAGUGCAAGUGUUAUUUUAAACGUCAUUCUUCUAUAAAAUUAUGACGUAUAAAUAACACUUGCACUGCGUAUGCUAUCAAAAUCUUUGCAGGUUUAUAUUAAGCUAGCUCUAGUACCUACCCUACCCAUUCAUAAUGUGGUAAUUGUAGUUUGGAUAUUGAAUUGUUAAUAAAGGAAAAAUGCCAAAAUCUUCUCAUGAAAUUAAGACGGAUUUAUGGAAUUUCAACUUUUAUAAAAUCAAACAAAACAAUUUCUCAUCCCUCAUAAAAUAUUCAAAUAAUUGAAAUUCAACCCGUAACAGUGCAUACGUACUGUAUCUACAUAGGAAGCUGGAAGAAGGUCUUCUUGGCGUUCUACCAUCCAUAACGGUGUCAAAACAUUUGAAGAUAACCGCCUCACUAGCCUACAUAUAACGCCAGUUCUUCUUCUUCUUUGUCAGGGGCUAUGUAAGGCUCUACAGCCUAAAUAUCACUGCGACCAUCCCUGAUCUAUUGUGAUCGCCACCUACUACAACUCUCGAUCCAAACCUGCAACUUCAAACCGCUGCAGGAUCGUCUUGAUCUCGAGAGACCCUAACUCCUCCGGACGCAACGUGUGUCCGCCCAGGAUUGAGUCACGAGUGCGCAUUAGGCAAGGGCAUUCUGCGAGGAUGUGCAAAGGCGUCUCCUCUGCCUCCAUACAGAGUCUGCACCGCCCCAUGUCACGUUUCCCCAUAGUGAGCAUGUGCUUAUUUAAGCAGCAGUGCCCAGUAAGCACCCUUACCAAGUUGCGUAGUUGGUUCCUAGACAGCGCUAAGGCGCCGUUUUGCUGAAGGCCUUGAUAAGCGCCUUGGAAUGAUUCAAGCCUGUAGUUUCUCUCCAGAGUUGAAUGGUUUUGUAGUGACAGUAGGUCUUUAGGGUGAGCCGCGUUAGGUUUUUGGGAAUACAACAAAAAGGCUAAGGACUGAAGUUCUUCCCCUUAGCCCCUGCUCGCGCGAGUUCGUCGGCGUUUUCGUUUCCCGCGAUACCCGCAUGCUCCGGGACCCAACGUAGAACAACCUUGUUCCUGGCUCCAAGGUUGUUCAGUAGCUGCCUGCAGUUACGAAACGAAACGCCAGUUACGAAAAGAGAUUCCUAAGCCCUCCUUCGUGUACACGUUCAACGCAGCUGGCCGACUUUAUUGUCACGCGUGCAAUAGAGUAUUUAAGA
Cydia pomonella (codling moth) is the source of this 3458-nucleotide messenger RNA. Its product is annotated as nose resistant to fluoxetine protein 6-like. The coding region runs from base 263 to 2146 and encodes 627 amino acids. The transcript has 11 exons. Gene Ontology annotation, molecular function: acyltransferase activity, transferring groups other than amino-acyl groups. The record is from RefSeq and is a predicted model, not a curated record. NCBI's taxonomy places the organism in Eukaryota, Metazoa, Arthropoda, Insecta, Lepidoptera, Tortricidae.